This is a messenger RNA of Tuber aestivum (summer truffle), 2411 nucleotides long. The record is from the annotation of a GenBank genome assembly. Lineage: Eukaryota; Fungi; Ascomycota; Pezizomycetes; Pezizales; Tuberaceae.
CAUCCCCACAGCCUCGGAGGGAUUGAUUCGCAGGGAAACUCCGUUGACCAAUCAGAUCCCUGAACUCUUUUUUUCUUCAUCCGAACCUUACCCCCAACACUAACCCGGAGGGAUAAAUUUACAGUGCUGGGAAAAUCCUUCUGCUUCUCAACGGUUGAAAGAGUUCCGGGGAAAUAGUAGAGAUCCUGCCCGACAGGAUAAGGAGUAAAAAUAAAUCCACAGCCGGGUUUCCCAGCUGAGAAUGAUUGGUUAUAGAUGUCACGCGACCACAAUUGGUGUAAGCUCCGUGAGACGGGGGAGCCCUGCUCGCGAGUACUCGAGUAUUUCAUUUAAGACUCUCUGAGCUUGGUUGUGCCUCAUGAAGAGCAAGUCCACUGCAGAGCUCGACGCCCAAAAUUGACCUCUUAGCCGCGGCUGUGGAUGUGAGAUGCAGUGUUGCUCUGUGGCUGAUAAUCACCCCAAUUUCUUCCUCACUCUAGCCAGAGGUUGCCCAAUCAGCUUGUCGUAGAGUACGCCGAUCCACCUUCAUCACCUCCGAGUGCCUUUAGGGAGCGGCAAUGUUCCUGCCCCGAAUUUACCAGCGGGAGCAGCGUACCGGUGCUUUAAAUCUGGGAGCUUUCCGGCAUCAUUUAGUCCCUCAACUGAGGCUGGCCCAUCCAGCGUUCCUCGCGACAUAUUUUUCCAGGAAAGGGAGCUAUGGGGCGCCACCGCGUUUUACCCUCAUGGCGUGUUGCGGGCAUUGCACGGCUUUCCCGGAUAGGCUUUGUCUAUCUCUAUCGUGCGGUUCCAGGCAGGACUAUGGGCUUACUGUAUCAAUGCCCUCGAUUUUCGUGGGAUUGCAGGUGGAGGGAUGUAUGACUGCUACUUAUACAGUAGUCCGCCCCCCGUCCUCACGCCAUCCCCCCCUUUCCUCGCUACGACCCACAUACAUAGUCUACACCUCUGUCCCUCUGCUACUAUCUUCACAACGCUCCCAUUCUGUAGACGUGCAACAACUGAAUUUUCAAAAAAAACAAUGCCAAUGUCCUUCAUCACAGUUUCCCGUGUUGACGGUUCCAAAGCCCAAGAGACUCUUACCUCCUCUUGCAUCGGUAAGUCUAUCAGGACUCUUGCAAAGCCUCGAUGCUGACUUGGAAUGCCACAGAUCUCAUUAGCUCUGCUCUUGGUGGCCGGGUCCUCGAGUUUAGUGACGAAUGGUUCGCUGCUGCCGAGAACUUGAUCAACCCGGCCCCUCCAAUCCACAAGCCCGGUGUGUUUGUACCUGCCGGUGCUUGGUACGACGGGUUUGUUCCCCUCCCUCUUGGAGUUUCUAUAAUCCUAACGUGCUGUCAAUCCAAGAUGGGAGACGAGAAGGCACAACAAGGCCCCUGCCGAUUGGGUCGUCAUUAAAGUAGGUACCUGUAUGGAGAAAGUUUCAUGAGAGAGGAAUAUUAUUAACCGUCAAUAGCUCGGAGUUUCCAGCGGCAAAGUCCACGGUUUCGAGGUCGACACAGCUUUCUUCAAUGGAAACCACGCUCCGGCUGUCACCGUUGAGGGUGCCUUCCUUCACUGCGGCUACCCAGAUGCUACUACGGUGGUGAGUGAACUACCCCACUAAAUCAGUUCAAUCUAACACCCAACUCCUUAUAGUGGGAAGAGAUUCUCCCAAUGCAGAAAUGUGGCCCUUCCCAGAGACACAUCUGGAAGCUUAGCUCUCCCACCACCAAAGCCUAUUCUCACGUCCGCCUCAAUAUGUUCCCAGAUGGAGGUAUGCUCUUGAUAGACCCCGCCACGAUAAACCCGGAAGUACUAACACGCUGUUAGGAAUUGCUCGCUUCCGCUUGUUUGGAACCGCGGUUCCCGUCUUCCCCGACAAUCCGGACACGAUCAUUGACCUUGCUCAUGUCUCAUCAGGCGGUCUCGCAAUCUCCUGUAGCGGCCAACACUUUGGAACAAAAAAAGACAAUCUGCUGCUUCCCGGAAGAGGUAAGGAUGCGGGAAACGGUUGGGAAACCAAGCGUAGCCGUGAGCCAGGCCACGUUGACUGGGUUGUUGUCAAACUCGUAUGUCUUUCCCUUACGUCAGCACAAACCCCUUGGUUAUGCUAAUAGGUUUGCGCCGCAAAGGGAGCUCCAGGAUACAUUGAAGAGGUUGUAGUUGAUACCCUCCACUUCCGUGGAAACUACCCUCAAGCUGUUGAAAUCUACGCCAUCAAUUCCUCCGAGCAACAUGUUACUAGCGAUGCCAAUGGGUGGGAACUUAUUGUUCCCAAACACCCUUGUGAGGCUGAUAAGGAACAUACAUUCCCGUCCGCCCUCCUUCAAAACGUUCAUGGAAAAGUGGCCACUCAUGUUAAGAUGGUCAUCAUUCCUGAUGGAGGAGUAAAGCGCUUGAGAGUCUUUGGGAAGCGUGCUGCGCUUGCCGGUAACUGA